This is a messenger RNA of Kwoniella botswanensis, 837 nucleotides long. RefSeq lists its product as uncharacterized. NCBI's taxonomy places the organism in Eukaryota, Fungi, Basidiomycota, Tremellomycetes, Tremellales, Cryptococcaceae. Bases 1 to 837 code for a protein of 278 amino acids. The record is from RefSeq and is a predicted model, not a curated record. The transcript has 2 exons.
AUGUCCCAUAAACCAUCGACCCAUCCAAGCACAAUCAUGAUCUGUAUUGCCUUCCUGCUGUCUUUGUUGUACAUUCCUUAUCUGGUAUGGGUAUACUUCAAGAUCAACGGUUUCUCUAAGCUCGUUCUAGAUGGACCUCCAGAAAUUGUACCAACAAUUGGGCAUCCCCUUCGAUUCGUUGAUCAAUCUCCAGUUCAGCCCUCAACGACCAUGACAGUUCUGGAUGAUAAGAUCAUGGAGGAUGACUACGAGUUCCCGCAAGCCAGCUUUGAGGUCCCAGGUCCCGCGCAAGUCACACACCAGUCAGAUGGUGAUGAAGGACAAGCUGCGAGGACUCAAACCGCCAUGAUGACAUACUCCAACGCAGCUAGAAGGCUAUACAAUCUAGCUCAUGACAGCCCAGAUACCUUCAAAUUACCAAACAAAAUCAAAUGGGAUACUUUCAAGGGAUCCCUCAAUCUCAGUAUUGGCGUGCAAACACCUGAGACUGGACAACUAUUACUGAGGAGUCUUUCGCCUAUCGACACAUACGGUCUACAUCACUCCUUCGAGCUCAUGCGAUACGCAGCCUACCUAGAUGAUGUAUUUGCAGGUUGUCGGAUCAUGGGAAACAUGGGGAGAUAUGAUGAAAACCAAGUAAAGGAGGCUUCCUCUUUCUGGAAUACAAAGUUCUACAAUAAAGAUACCAUGCUAGCUUUACCUGAGAAGUGGGCAUGGGAUUAUGCGAAUGCUCUGCACGCUUGCGUGUACGCUAAUAGCUGCCAGAGGAAAUUCUGGAGAUGCGUUUCUGGCGCGUUCAUGGAGAGUUCAGCGCCAGUAAGUCACAAAAUUACUUGA